This is a messenger RNA of Anopheles cruzii, 396 nucleotides long. RefSeq names its product intraflagellar transport protein 20 homolog (gene IFT20). The record is from RefSeq and is a predicted model, not a curated record. NCBI's taxonomy places the organism in Eukaryota, Metazoa, Arthropoda, Insecta, Diptera, Culicidae. Gene Ontology annotation, biological process: intraciliary transport; centrosome localization; protein localization to cilium. Gene Ontology annotation, cellular component: Golgi apparatus; centrosome; intraciliary transport particle B. The transcript is spliced from 3 exons. The coding region runs from base 1 to 396 and encodes 131 amino acids.
AUGGGAGAGGAGUUUGGUAAAUCUGGGCUUUACAUUGACGACCUUUAUGCGAUACGCGUCAUCGAUCCAGAGGUAGCCAACGAAACAAACGAAUUGAAGGACGAAUGUGAAAAAUUUACUGACAAGUUAACCGAGUUCCGGCGAAUCAUCGAUCAGUUUGCAACCAUCGUCGAAACCUUUGCAGUGGAAGUGGACCAAGAAAAGAUGCGAGCGGUCGGGGUGCAAAAUAUGCUUAAAACAUUCUCCAAGCAACGAGAAUCCGAACAACAACAAAUACAGAGCGAAAUUAUCGAGAAAAUGGUGGAACUGGAUAAACUGAAGAUCGAGUACCAAUAUCUGCAGCGGAUUGAGUCGGAACAACAAGAAAUGAUUGACAAUUUUUACCAAAAUCAGUAA